AUGGACGAGCAACCUAUAUGCCAAAUCAUGGUUUUCGAUUACUCGAUGAGCACUCUCGGAGCCUAUUCGGAAUUUGUCCACACGAUUCAAGUCACGUAUGAGAGGAGGACAUUCGACUACACUGUUAUCUUGAUUCUUGAUAACGAAUCGGAAAUCUUUGCCGGUCGCGAGCAAUGGGGCUUUCCAAAAGUGUUUGGUCAUGUGGACUUGAAAACAAAAACCGGAUCCUCGUACAUUAGCGCCCGCGUCGAACGCCCGGUAAGAGAGCAUGUCGUUCAGCUUGGAUUUACUCCUCUCGCGGAACAGGAAAGUCCCAGCGGGGUCGAGAUGAACCCUACACUUUCUCUUGGUGUAGUUCCGGGGGUACAUCAGAAUGCAUCACCAGCCGUCAAGGAGCUGGUGUCGUCUCGUAUGCUGAUGACUGGGGGUCACUUUUGGUUUGGGAAAGGCUGCAUCGCGUAUCCAAUCCAGAACGCUCUGAGCCCUAGCUGGAAUUUGCCCGUUGUGGCUCCUAUAGUUUCUUUCUACUGGGCGAAUACCAACGCUGAGUUGGUCUUGGAAGAAGUAUUGAGUUUGUAA
Exserohilum turcica Et28A is the source of this 579-nucleotide messenger RNA. RefSeq lists its product as uncharacterized. The record is from RefSeq and is a predicted model, not a curated record. NCBI's taxonomy places the organism in Eukaryota, Fungi, Ascomycota, Dothideomycetes, Pleosporales, Pleosporaceae. Bases 1 to 579 code for a protein of 192 amino acids. The transcript has a single exon. Gene Ontology annotation, molecular function: lyase activity.